Messenger RNA from Penaeus chinensis, 1881 nucleotides. Its product is annotated as neurofilament medium polypeptide-like. The record is from RefSeq and is a predicted model, not a curated record. Bases 59 to 550 code for a protein of 163 amino acids. The transcript is spliced from 6 exons. NCBI's taxonomy places the organism in Eukaryota, Metazoa, Arthropoda, Malacostraca, Decapoda, Penaeidae.
GGCGGAGUACGCUGUUGCCACCCAGCGCCAUUCACACGCGGACGGUCGCGCUGCCAACAUGCCCACUACACGAAGCAGCGGACGAAGGAAGGCCCCUGAGGUCACAGAGGCCCCAGCACCCAAGAGAGGAAGGAAAUCUGCCAAGUCCAAGAAAGCAGAACCAGAGGCCCCCAAGGAAGAACCUGAGGCAGUUGCAGAAGUUGAAGAGAAAGAAAAUGAGCCAGCAGCUGCCAACACAGAUGAAGUACCACAAGAGAAUGGGCAGAAUGGUGUAGAAAAGGAGGAGGAAUCAGUAGAGGAGGAGGAGGGUGCAGCAACAGAGGAAGAACCUGCUGCAGAGGAGGCUUCAAAAGAGGAGGAAGCAGCCCCUGCAAAAGAGGAGGGAGCACCUGCCAAAGAGGAAGAAGCCCCUGUAGAAGAGAAGGAGGAAGAAGAGGCAUCAAAAGAAGAGGAAACAAAAGAAGAGAAGGAAGAAGCUCCUGCUCCACCUCCAACCAAAGGACGUGGCCGCAAACCAAGGAAAGUUGCUGUAGAACACUGCAAAUCUUGAAGUGUUUUCAAGCGGAAUGCUGUUCAACUUACGAAUGGCAUCCGCGAAAAGUUCCCCGAAGUUGAGGUGGAACUAAAUGCUUCAAAACCCCGCAGCAAAAGCUUUGAGAUCACAGUCACUUUUGAUGAUGGGGAAUCAGCACUGGUGUGGUCUGGAAUCAAGAAGGGACCCCCAAGAAAGGAAAAGUUUCCUGAGUUAAAGGUUGUCUUGGAAGAGCUUGAGAACCAAAUGUAAUUGGGACGGACUGUCAUGUAGGAGUGUAGUUUAUAUUGCUGUCCCUGUUAAGAGAUACUUGAAACUAAAGGAUUAAUGUGAUUCACCUCAGAAAAAAACAAUCUGAUGUUAGUGUUUCUAAUUAGGAAAAUUAGUCAAGUUUUACCAAGUAGACAUUAUUGUUGUUCUCUUUUAAUAAGUUUAUUCAGAUUUUUUUCUUUAGGCUUAUGAAAGUAAAACAAAAACUAACUGAUUAACAGGGACUUCCUGGAAAAAGUGGGAAUGACCUGGGUCGUGUUGAUGUAAGGAAUCAUUCUCCUUGAUUGUUUUCUAUGAAGGUCUGAAAGCAGAAAGCCAUUUGGUUGCUUAAGACUGGAAGCCCAUGAACAAACAGAGAGAGUGUAGAGCUUUUCCUUGGCCUUUCCAGGACUCCCACUUUUCUUGUUAUAAACUCGCUCUUUGUCCCUACCUCUUUUUUUUUUUUUAUGACAUGUACAAAGUUCCCUGGAGCAGGCAGAGGCUUUAGGUUGUAGGUUGUUGCCCAAUUUAUUCACUGCCAAGCGGAGAAUUGAAAAAUAGCUUUCAAAGCAUUAUGGAUUUUUUUUUUUUUUUUUUUUUUUUUACUGGGGAGGGGGGUGACAUAGGUAUAAUGUUUUCUAAUUUUUAUUGUUACUAAUAAACAAUAUUACUGUUAUUUUCUUCUUUAUACCCUGCCUACUCCAGUGUGCACUGCAAAUAAGCCCAGCUCCCCAUUUUUGGAGGAAUUAGAAUUUCACAUUUUUCCCCUUCAUUAAGAAAAACAAAAAAAAAGAAAGAAAAAAAAUGAUCUCGUGAUUUGUAUCAUUUGUGUCUAAGGUCAUAGAAAUGUUUUCUAUGCUGAUAUGUAGCUCUUAAUUUUAUUAUCUUUAAAAAUGUAAUUUCAUAUCUUGAUUUUCCAAUUAUUUCAUCUUGCACCUUUUAAAGGAGAUCCACAAUAGUGGUGCUAAUUGUCUUUUAUCUGAAGUUGAUUGUGUAGCUAGAACACAUUUUUAUGGCUUUUGCUCAAAUUUAGUAUUAUUUUAUUAUCUCUGUCUACCUGCUUCUGUAUUUUUAGAGAAAAUAAACUUAGAGAUAAAGAA